UGACCGAUAUAAUAAUUUUCGAUUGAACGAACAACACGGAUGGAUUAAAAAAAAAAAAACAAAAAGAAUUGAGUGCCUUUUUAAUUAUUUCGAACUAAGAGAGUAACUCGAAUAUUAAGCAGUAUUAGUUAUAACAAAUGUGCGCGUGUGUGCAAAGUAUGUGAAAAUUAUUUUGUAAGCGGCGAAAGCUUAAAUGGCUAUUGCAAACACCAAAUCAGACAACGAGCAACGAACUCGUGCAGCAGCGACGCCCAAGAAUGAAGCAGCAUAAGGCAACAUGAAAACUACAGCAACAACAAACAACACAGCAGCAUAAAAACAUAGAGAAAGCGAAAGAGAGGGGAGAGAGAAAGCAAGAGAGCAGCAGUUGUACGGCAACGACCCGAGCAGAAGCUGCCGCAACAACAGCAGUAAUAUUAGCGGGUGUUGUUGUUGCUGAUGUUCUCUUGAACGCUGCCAAUAGUCAUAUACGCCGAUCCCCACACUCACACACACACAGAUUCUGAUGCAUAUGUAGAUACAGAUACUGUAUACGAACAGAAUUCCAAAGAGCCUUUGAUGACGACGCCUCGCUGUGCAUAACGAUAUUUGUUAAAUACUUUGUGAUAGUCUUGUUUAUCGUUUUAAUUUAUUUGUUUAUACGCAAAAUAGUAUUGUAAGAUUUUAAGAGAAACCAAACAAAGUUGCAACCAAAUAGAAAGAAACCUGCAAAUGCAUUCCACAAGCACAACAACCAGAGUAUUCGACACAUUGAAAAUGCGCAUUUUGCUGCUGCUGCUGUUAUUCAGCUGUCUGGCUUUAAUUGAGGCAUGCUCCAGCCGCACCGUUCCGAAGCCGCGUCCAUCGGUCUCUUCGUCCAUGUCGGGCAUUGCAUUACCGCCAACACAGGCGCCGGCAACAACAACAACAAUGCGAACUACCACAACGACGACAACAGCCAGGCCAAAUAUCACAUUCCCCACAUACAAGUGUCCGGAGAACUUCGAUGCCUGGUACUGUCUGAACGACGCCCAUUGUUUUGCCGUAAAGAUAGGCGAGCUGCCCGUCUACAGCUGCGAAUGCGCCAUUGGCUUUAUGGGUCAGCGCUGCGAGUAUAAGGAAAUCGAUGGCUCCUAUCUGCCCAAACGUCCGCGUCCCAUGCUUGAGAAGGCGAGCAUCGCCAGCGGUGCAAUGUGCGCACUCGUCCUAAUGCUGUUCGUCUGCCUUGUAUUCUAUUUGCGCUUCGAGCAGCGUGCAGCCAAGGAGCGUGAACUUCAGGAGGACUACAAUGAGGAGGAGGAGGAAGGCAGCGAUGGCGAGCAUUGCGACUGCUGUCGCGAUCGAUGCUGCGCAGCUGGCGAUAAGCCGCUAGUCGUGGCACGUGGCAAGCUGCCCUAUCACAUGCGGCUGGAGCACGCCCUGAUGUCCUUUGCCAUCAGGCGCAGUACCAAGCUCUAAACUCAAACAGAAUUUCCAUAUAGAUAUAUUUAGACGAGUAUAUUUGAACUAUCAAAUGAUUUUGCCUUGCCCGUUAUGCAUGUCAUGUCGAAAAUGCGUACUACGAAUUUCUAUGUGCUUUAGUCGUAGUUUAAUGUUCCAUUAUACAUACUACAUAUAUUGUC
Messenger RNA from Drosophila hydei, 1601 nucleotides. RefSeq names its product protein spitz. Lineage: Eukaryota; Metazoa; Arthropoda; Insecta; Diptera; Drosophilidae. Gene Ontology annotation, molecular function: epidermal growth factor receptor binding; receptor ligand activity. The record is from RefSeq and is a predicted model, not a curated record. The coding region runs from base 712 to 1437 and encodes 241 amino acids. The transcript has 3 exons. Gene Ontology annotation, biological process: epidermal growth factor receptor signaling pathway.